AUGAAAGAUAUUUUUACAAUAUCUUACCGCGUGACCCGCCGCGGUCACCAUUGCCAUCAGUCAGGGGGAGCCAACCCAUUGCCCCCCGCUUCCAUCACCUCCACCUCCUCGACGUCUCCUCCCAUCGAUCGUUCGGGGGCGCCAGCAGCCGCGUCGGUGGCAGCCCAGACGGACUCCGGAAGCUCAAGCCAAGGGCCGUCUGGAGCUAGCACCGAUGUGGAAAUGCAGCGUCUUCCCCCGGAGAUCGAAGGGAGUCCCGAGGCGUGGGAGGUGGAGGAGUUGGAAGUGGUCGGGCAUGGGCUGGUUCUCCAAUACUGGCUGAUGGCUUUGGUGACUGUGGUGGUGAUCACAAAGCUUUUCCGUGGCGAAUUAUAA
Molecule: messenger RNA, 375 nt
Organism: Fusarium pseudograminearum CS3096
Lineage: Eukaryota; Fungi; Ascomycota; Sordariomycetes; Hypocreales; Nectriaceae
Exons: 3
Coding region: 1-375 (124 amino acids)
Source: RefSeq, a predicted model, not a curated record